AUGACAGACUCCAAAGGCGGCAAUGUAUUCCAUCUAGCAGCUUUCUGGAAUGUGCCUCGAGUAUUUGACCUCUUACAACCAGAAACCGAAUAUUUGGCUCGAGAACCAGACAAAAAUGGGGAUCUUCCGAUUCAUAUUGCGAGCAAGAGGGGUCAUGUUGAACUAAUCAAUAAGCUACAUCCGGUGUCACAGUGGGUGAAUGGGAAAAGACAAACCGUUCUUCAUGUGGCAGCAAAAUACGGAAGAGAAGAAGUAGUGAGAUCUAUACUCAAACAUCCGGAUCUGAAGGAGAUGAUAAAUGAAAGAGACCAUGAUGGAAAUACACCUUCACACUUGGCAGCGAAGUAUUUACAACCCGCCGCUUUGGUUCAUCUUGUGCUGGAUGGAAGAAUGAACCCCUCCCUUCUCAACCAUAAACACUUGGCUGUUGUCGACAGUGCUCCAAAUCACUCACCAUCACCAACAUGGAUACGGCCGCACUUGGUACGCAUCCUGUUGAAUGCCGUGUCAGCUGAGAGACGAGAUCUAUCCAUACUUGAGCCAGAAGCUCGAGACAAAGUGUACACGGACGGAAGUUUGGUAAAACCUCCCGAUGUGAAAGAACCUAUCGAUACCUUGUUGGUGGUGGCAACACUUGUGACCACUGUGACUUUUGCAGCUGGUUUGGCAGUUCCUGGAGGAUUUAACGGCUCAGACAUGGCAUCCAAAGAUGACAGGGGCAUGGCUACGAUGCCGGGCAAUAUAAAGUUCCAGAUAUUCGUGAUUUGCAACACCUUCGCGAUGUUCUGCUCAAUGGCCUCGGCCGUUGUCUUCAUGUUAACACACGUGCCCGAAGUCCACUUUGCAGUAUUUAAAUUCGAUCUUGCAGGAGGGCUACUAGGAAUGUCACUCCCGGCAAUGUCCUGCGCUUUCUUAAUUGGUGUCACCUUGACCUCUGGCAAACUCCCUUGGCUUGCCACCACGAUAUCAAUUAUCGGAUCUAUUUUCAUCUUCAUCAUCACAGGUGGUCUAUUUUGGAGGCUGGCUGAUGAAUCAUUAAUCUUUCCCAUCGCUAUCCCCUACCUUCCUCCUAUCCGUCCUCUGAUAUUCAGGUGUUUCCCCCGUUACCUUAAUUAUAUACGAGUUGAGACGACGCUCAUUUCGGAUGACUGAAAAGCAGACAGAACGGGGAGCAAGACCUCUGCUAGUCCGCCCCUGGGUGGUGGCGGUAAAGAUUGAUUUGCAUAAACAAAUAUAUAUUUGCCUUGGUGGAUUUGGCUUAUUCUAUAUUUGCUUUCCUAUUGCAUUACAUUAAUGAUGACUGUUGAAGUAUUUAAGUUCAA
This is a messenger RNA of Eucalyptus grandis, 1322 nucleotides long. Its product is annotated as protein ACCELERATED CELL DEATH 6-like. The record is from RefSeq and is a predicted model, not a curated record. Lineage: Eukaryota; Viridiplantae; Streptophyta; Magnoliopsida; Myrtales; Myrtaceae. Gene Ontology annotation, cellular component: plasma membrane. Gene Ontology annotation, molecular function: protein phosphatase 1 binding; protein phosphatase regulator activity. The transcript has 2 exons. Bases 1 to 1152 code for a protein of 383 amino acids.